AUGUUGUCGAGGGCUGCUAAAUCAUCUACGUCUGUUCUGAUAAGACACUCUGCGAAGAGAUACUUACAAACGACUUCCACGUGCGCACUCAGAUGCAGUCAUGUGAGGGGCAAGUCGCAAAUACAACCCACUCAGCAACGUCUCAACGUUCCACAGAGAGGGGUGGUUACGCACAGCGUGCAAAAUUUCCAAUUUCUGGGUCGUCGGUAUGCGUCGACGUCGGUCCCUGUGCCUCCUAUGGCCGAAUCGCUGACCGAGGGGUCCCUGAAGGAGUUCACCAAGAACGUCGGUGAUUAUAUCGCGCAGGAUGACCUACUGGCUACCAUCGAAACAGAUAAGAUUGACAUAGAAGUCAUCUCGCCAGUGUCCGGUACCAUCACGAAAUUGAAUUUCAAGCCAGACGAUACGGUCACCGUCGGGGAGGAGUUGGCCCAGAUCGAGCCAGGUGAGGCCCCAGCUGGUGGAGCUGCUGCAGAGACUGCCCCUCCAGCAGAGGCCGCUCCAGCAGAGACAGCAUCAAAGGAGGAAGCCGCCCCUGCGACUCCCCCACCAGCUGCUCCAGUGGCGAAAUCUCAACCUAAAAAGGAUGUGGCUGCUCCUAAACCAGCCGCUGCUCCAAAACAGGAGACGACCGCACCGGCAUCGUUCACUCCCUUCGCUCGCAAUGAAUCCAAGGUUAAGAUGAACCGGAUGAGGUUGAGGAUCGCUGAGAGGUUGAAGGAAUCUCAAAACACAGCAGCAUCAUUAACCACUUUCAACGAGGUCGAUAUGACCGCGCUUUUGGAAAUGAGAAAGCUAUACAAGGACGAAAUCAUCAAGAAAACGGGGACCAAGUUUGGUUUCAUGGGGCUGUUCUCCAAAGCCGUGACUCUAGCCGCCAAGGAUAUUCCAUCCGUUAACGGUGCCAUUGAGGGUGACCACAUCGUGUACCGUGACUACACCGAUAUCUCGAUUGCUGUAGCGACUCCAAAGGGGCUUGUGACUCCAGUCGUCCGUAACGCUGAAUCCCUGGAUGUUUUGGGGAUCGAGCAAGAGAUUGUCAGAUUGAGUCAGAAGGCCAGAGACGGCAAAUUGACUUUGGAAGACAUGACCGGCGGUACGUUCACCAUUUCUAACGGUGGUGUAUUUGGCUCCUUGUACGGUACACCAAUCAUUAACAUGCCACAGACAGCCGUCCUAGGGCUGCACGGUGUUAAGGAGAGGCCGGUGACCAUCAAUGGUCAAAUCGUGUCUAGACCAAUGAUGUACCUAGCAUUGACUUACGAUCAUAGACUACUGGAUGGGAGAGAGGCAGUUACCUUUUUAAGAACCAUCAAGGAGUUGAUCGAGGACCCAAGGAAAAUGCUGUUAUGGUAA
This is a messenger RNA of Huiozyma naganishii CBS 8797, 1356 nucleotides long. RefSeq names its product dihydrolipoyl transsuccinylase (gene KGD2). Gene Ontology annotation, biological process: tricarboxylic acid cycle. Gene Ontology annotation, cellular component: oxoglutarate dehydrogenase complex. Gene Ontology annotation, molecular function: dihydrolipoyllysine-residue succinyltransferase activity. The coding region runs from base 1 to 1356 and encodes 451 amino acids. The record is from RefSeq and is a predicted model, not a curated record. Lineage: Eukaryota; Fungi; Ascomycota; Saccharomycetes; Saccharomycetales; Saccharomycetaceae. The transcript has a single exon.